Pyricularia oryzae 70-15 is the source of this 1463-nucleotide messenger RNA. RefSeq lists its product as uncharacterized. The transcript is spliced from 2 exons. Lineage: Eukaryota; Fungi; Ascomycota; Sordariomycetes; Magnaporthales; Pyriculariaceae. The record is from RefSeq and is a predicted model, not a curated record. Bases 133 to 1101 code for a protein of 322 amino acids.
ACACCCCUCCACAGAUCCACCUGAGCUGAACUUGGCCUAGGGGAGGAUGCAGUCUAGUUCUAAUUUUCGCGGAGAUGUGUCCUUGGGAUACAAAUUACUCACUUGUCUGUAAACGUUGAAAACGCCCUCGCCAUGUUGGUAACCGCCGACUCCAGGAACAAGCUCGAAGACCUCUCCGGGAUAGUUCUGCAGCCCGGCGAGAACCCUUAUAAUGCUUUGAUCAAAGCAUGCAACGGCAGGGAGGCCGAGAUACAGAGCCUAUACUCGACGCACCGCACCGCCAGGAACGAACAGCAGAAACAAAAAUUCCUGGUCGGCUUCAAUGAAGUCAUAACAGACCCGAUUCUCAUGCGACUUGAAGAUCCGACGCUAGAGCCCGGGUUCCAAGAUCCCCGAAAUUGCCUCGUACUCUGGGCCAGGCCGCCGGGCCACGUUCUGGAGCUCGCCAGCCACCUACAACACAUGUUGAAGCAAGCCGCGCCGAAUCUGUGGCUUAUGCCCACGCAUAGGAUGCACAUGACCGCCAUGGAAAUAACUCACUCGCGCACGCCGGAGGAGAUAUCAGCACUAGUGGCAACUAUUCGCCUGACGACGGCCAAGCUUGCCAACUACUCAUACACACAUCGCUCAAGGGUGGUGAAACCCAUGAUUGUCUAUGACCUUGCCGGAGUGGCCUUGUCAUUCGUGCCGGCUGCUGGCGAGCCGCUGGUGUCGUCCGACCGGGCGGUCUACCCCUUCGGGGGAGACGGCAAGCUUGAUGACGGCUACUCAUACCACCACCUACGACGGGACGUUUGGGAUAUGGUCCGCACCGACGCCGGCGUCGAGGUCGGGUCGCGGUACGUCGUCCCGUCGGCUCACAUCACGCUUGGCCGCUACUUGACGCAGGAGGACCACGCCACCCCGGACGCCCGCGAGCGAUGGGUGCAAAAUAUCGACGAGAUCAACGCGUGGCUGGCGGCCGAGGUUUGGACAAACCAAGACGAGCGCACCGGUUUCGUGGGCGAGUGGCUCGUAGGGCAGGAGCGCGGUCUAGAUCUCCGGGCUGGAAGACUCUGGUACGGCGCGGGAAGGACUAUCAUGACUGGCGAAGGUUUCUGAGAAGGAGGAUAAUUGUUGAGAGAUAGAGAGGUAUGGGUCGAGAUACCGUAGAUUGAACCUGGGAGUCGAAAUUCGGCUACUGUCGUCCUGGUCCCACCUAUCGUCACCACCACGUAUACCGUAGGGGUCCGGCCCAGCGUGCCGCUGAUCCCAACCUAACAAUGCAAGCGUUCCUGGGUACCCAGUCAAGCUAGUAGGCUAGGUAGUCGAUAUUUUGCUGGGGUUUAAAACAACUGGGCCAGAGUUCGUGCCAAUGUGGCUUUCCUACCUGCCUUUCUCGUUUUCUGGGUUGACUUGGGCUUGGUGGGUUGGUAAACAACACCACGUUGUGGCAUCACCUAAUAGGCUACUGCACUGUGGGC